AUGUUUGUACUGAAUCCAAAAUCCCUCUCCAAAGCCAAGCUAGUCUAUCAAAGUCUCCGCAAUGCCUUCCCUUUGACCAACAUCCAGAAUUCAGAUGUCACCGACCUGCUGGUGGGAAAACUUUCCCGCUCAUAUGGCGUUUGUGACAAGGCCGAGCAUGCUCGCAAGUCGUUCGAUGAAAUUCCCCAGAGACCGAGAGGGGUUAUCCAAUGGAAUAACAUGAUCAGAUCGUACGCGUGGAAUGGGCCAUUCGAGAAAGCCGUGGAAUUGUACUACGAAAUGAUGGACAAUGGGAUCAAACCAAAUAAAUUCACUUUCCCUGCUGUCCUGAAAGCGUGCUCGGCUCUUCAGGCCGUUGGGGAAGGCAGAGAGAUACACCUCCACGCGAAAAGGCUUCAACUUGACUCUGAUAUCUAUAUUUGCACGGGUUUGGUGGACAUGUAUGCGAAAUGCGGAUGCUUGGGGGAAGCUACGGAGGUGUUUGAUGGAAUGCCUCACAAGGAUGUUGUUGCUUGGAAUUCAAUGAUUGCUGGGUUUUCUUUACGUGGUGGUGGGCAGAGUUCAUAUAAUGAGGUGAUUAACUUGUUCAUGGAAAUGCAGAGGGAUGAGGUGGCUCCUAAUUCUUCUACGAUUGUCGGGAUCCUUCCGGCGGUUGCUCAAGCUAGGGCUUUGACCCAUGGGAAAGCUAUGCACGCUAUCAGCAUCAGGAAGGGUUACCAUAAUGGCGUGCUGAUAGGAACUGGAUUCCUGGAUAUGUAUGCCAAGUGUCAAUGUAUCAAUUAUGCUAGAAGGAUAUUUAACAUGAUGGGUGUCGCCAAAAAUGAAGUGACUUGGUCUGCUAUGAUUGGAGGUUGUGUUGCUUGUGACCUCAUGGAGGAAGGUUUGGAACUAUUCCGCAGAUUAUUGUCAGUUAAGGACGAUGAAUCAGGAACAUCUCUUACAGAAGCUACUAUUGUUACGGUGGUUCGAGCUUGUGCAAAGUUGACUGAUUUGGUCAGUGGCAGAUGCUUGCACUGUUAUACCAUGAAGACGGGCUCUGUCUCUGAUUUGAUGGUGAGCAACACUAUACUGUCAAUGUAUGCAAAAUGUGGGACUAUCGAUCAUGAUGCUAGUAGGUUCUUUAACGAGAUGGCCUUGAAAGAUGCAGUGACAUAUGCCGCUAUCAUUUCAGGGUAUGUGCAGAAUGGUUAUGCAGAGGAGGCAUUGUGGAUGUUCCACAAGUUGAAGUUGUCUGGUUUAGUUCCAGAUGUGUCGACAAUGACAGGAAUUCUCCCAGCUUGUUCUCAUUUGGCAGCUCUUCAACAUGGUUAUUGCAGCCAUGCUUACGCUAUAGUUCAUGGCUUUACAUGUCAUACCAUAGUCUGCAAUGCCCUCAUUGACAUGUAUGCUAAGUGUGGGAAGAUCCAUACCGCACGGAAAGUGUUCGAUACCAUGCAUAAGAAGGAUGUAAUCUCUUGGAAUGCGAUGAUAGAUGCUUAUGGGAUUCACGGGCUAGGAAAGGACGCAGUUUCCCUGUUCCAAAAAAUGCAGCAGGUUGGAGAAGAGAUCGAACCAGAUGAUGUGACAUUCAUUUGUCUAUUAUCUGCUUGCAGCCAUUCAGGACUUGUUGCAGAGGGGAAACAAUUGUUUGGUUCCAUGACCCAAGAUUUUGGGAUUUCCCCAAGGAUGGAUCACUACAUAUGCAUGACCGAUUUGCUAAGUCGAGCAGGGCACUUUGAAGAGGUUUACAAGUUCAUUCAAGAUAUGCCAUUCAAACCCGAUGUUCGUGUGUGGGGGGCAGUACUGGCUGCCUGCAGGAUACAUAAGAACAUCGAACUCGGAGAAACCGUGUCAAAGGAAAUAGAGAGGCUAGGACCAGAAUCUACAGGGAACUUUGUUCUCCUUUCCAAUAUGUACAGCAACAUUGGCAGAUGGGACGAUGCAGCGCAAGUGAGGCUCGCGCAGAAGGAACUGGGAUUCGCCAAAAGUCCUGGUUGCAGCUGGAUUGAGGUCGCUGGGAUUGUGCACGCAUUUGUUGGUGGUGGGGAUAGGUCUCAUCCACAGUCAGAAGAGAUAAACCAGAAAUUGGAUGAACUGGAAGUGGACAUGAAGAGACUGGGAUACCGCGCGGAAUCAAGCUAUGUUUUCCAUGACGUUGAAGAGGAAGAAAAGGAUGAGAUCCUUCUCUACCACAGUGAGAAACUAGCCAUUGCAUUUGGAAUUCUCAGCUUGAGCCCAUCGAAGCCCAUUUUGGUGACCAAGAAUUUGAGAGUCUGUGGUGACUGUCACAAUGCUAUCAAAUUGAUCUCCCUCAUUACAAAGAGAGAGAUCACUGUCAGGGAUGCUAGUCGAUUCCAUCAUUUCAAGGAUGGAAGCUGCAACUGUGGGGAUUUCUGGUAA
Linum tenue is the source of this 2379-nucleotide messenger RNA. The record is from the annotation of a GenBank genome assembly. NCBI's taxonomy places the organism in Eukaryota, Viridiplantae, Streptophyta, Magnoliopsida, Malpighiales, Linaceae.